UUCUAGAAACAGCAAGACUAGAACAUCAGAACGUUUUGAGGGAUAAACAACGGAAACCGGUUAUCAUGGCGAAGUUCAUGCGAAGCCCAGUGCAAAGAUCCAGUUUGCAAAAAUCCACCAAUCAGCAAGCUGGAAGCAUCAUAAUUCCGAGAAUUAUGGUCUUAAUCCGACCAUUGGCUUUCGUGGAAAGUGCAUUGGCAUAGAUAGCCUGGCAGCUAGUAACAUAGGCCCUCCCAUUUUGAAUAUAAACCCCUACUCCUGUCCAUACCAUUAAGUUCUAGUUUAGACUUCAUAGUGUUAAGUGCUCCACCUUGCUUGAAAUAAAGUAUACUCCGACAAUCAUCCUCACUCAGUGUUCUUAGUGCUUUAGUGCCUACCAUAAGUUGGAAAUUCCAAGUGUUUCCUGGGGUCGCCAUUUGGUUUGUCUUAACAGCGGAAUCAAGAUCGAAAUCCUUACAAAAAUUGGGGCAGUCGAUAGAAUACUGACUCCAUCACCACUUUCAUCCAAAAAACACCCAAGACGAACCUCCAUCCCGCAAUGACACACAAUAUAGCCCCUGACUACAAAGCAACUCCGGUAGUUCUGCAUGAUGAUUUUGACUCCAGGUAUUUAUGAGUAAGUUCCGUAAACCUCGUCACUGGCAAAUGUGAGAAAGAUUAUGUUGGCCACUCGUGAAUUGUGACAAACCAGGAAAGCCGAUUUACUUGGGAUUUUGGCCAACAACAUCAACUUUCAAGAAUGGAAUUUCGUAAUUCCAACAACUGGCCUUUUUUGGAUAGGUAAACCUUUUUAUCAAUUUCGAAAAGUGUAUUUGUCUCAUGUUUACUUUUAGUUCACCUUUAUGGCCAAUUUGCUAUCUAAAUCACGAUAAUGGAAGGGGUAUAACAAGAAAAAGUUUAGAAAUCUUCUUUUUUUCAUUUCAUCAUUUGGUUUUAUCAAUUAGGAUAAGUGCUUCGUCUCGUCUCUAGUCGCGAUUAGUUUAUUGUAAUAUUCAGGUUAUCGCUUUUCACAGAAAUAUCAAGCCGGAACCGUUAAUGUAAGGUCCAAAUUGAACCGAGGUUCGGUGAUUUUUGUGGGGUAUAUAAGUUUGAAUAAGGGGGUAUUACUGAGGAGGUGAUUAGCAAUGGCGUUGUUAGAGGUGAACAGAAUACCAAAGUAACGAUUUGAGAGUGUAACGAAUAUCGAAUUUGUGGGGUCUCGAGGAUCAUCCUUUGCUAACCCGAUCAGUCUCAUGUUAGAUCGAAUGAAAAGAACCGUAAAAAAUAGGUAUUGAAUAGUGCUGGGGCGAUUCCGGCACAAGUCGGACUUGUACGAGUCCUUUGAUUUCUUGACUGUUUCUUGGACUCGCCGAAUCCGGACCCUUCAAAAUUGAUCGAGCCUGGUUUAAAACCGGUGAUGAAAAUUUUGCUUUAAUUUUUAUGUUUCGUUUAUGAAUUGACCACUCAGACACACGAGGUUUAUAAAAGAGGUUUGGCUGAAAAAGGAGAAAAAACUGUGGUGAGGAGGUUACAUUUCACCUAUCUGGGUCGGGAACCCUUUUGAGGAGAUCAGUUAAUUGGUUGAUAAUGCCGUCAAAGGUCAUGAGAAGGUUUGAAAUAUCAUCCAGCUUUUGCAAUUCCUCUCAAAGAAACAGCGAGGAUGAUGUCCGAUUCGAGCAAUGCAACAUUAGGAAAGUGAUGGACGCGUACUGGGUCCCCCCCCGAUGGCCUGCCCUUGCCCCGGGAGCUUGAGGUGUAUCGUACAAGAUAAUGUCUUCGCCUUGAAGGAAGCACCGUGUCAGCCAAGCUUCUAUACACAUCGUGGAAUUCAAGGUUUCUGUUUCACGUUACAUUGACCAAGAAACCAAUUGGAUGGAUGUUGUUUGCGUAGAAAAUUUACCAUUUCCCGCCAAUUGUGAACCAAUUUUGCACCGUUCUUUCAAUUUGACAGUGGCCAGAUAUGUUCAAUUUACAGCCCUUAAAAUAGAGAAAGUCGGUGGGGCAGCAUACUAUUUCAGAUUGUACUAACAUAUUGCCUUCCUCAAGAUAAUCUUGAAUAAAUCAAGAGGACAUCGUUCGUUGUAAAGAUAGCAUUAUUUUUGAAACUUUGGUCCUCAUUCAUUGACUGAGUGUCCUCUUUGGCGUGUCACUUCAUUGCCAAGUGAAUGUCAAAAUGUACCUAAAUAUAUGACCAAUCAUAAGUAAGGUAUUGUUAUUUUGAAAGAGUGUUCAAGAUCGGCCUUAGAUUCCGACUUUUGUGCCACCAAAGACAGUUGUUUACAAUGAGCCUGUCUCUUGUCAAAUUUGACGCGAUUGAGUCAGUGAAAACGUAUCCUGAGGCAAAUCCCACGGAAGAAGGUAUGUGAAAUCAGGUGAAUCUUUGUCAGCCAUGCACCGAGUUAGUCAGCAAAAACUGAAAAUACGUUGUUAAGCUGAGCAUGUGUGGUUGUAAAGUCAAGAACAGCUGAGUCAUGCUCUUGCACUUUAUCUUCGUUCUAAUAAUCAUUAGUUUCGCCACUGGGUUUGAAACAAGCAAUAAUGAUCCAACUUUGUUGAGAUCAAGUUGUCAACUAAUAACCGACAUCUCUCAAUGUCCAAGUACCAGAAUCAUCGAUUUGCCGGAUCUCGAGGGCGAACUUCCCCUUGAGACCAAAGUGUUCUUCAUUGAGAGCUCGGGACGGGAUCAUUUGCUUCAUCGGCAAGCUUGUAGUGUGGAAUCAGCAUUGAGUGUUUCGAAAACCAUUCGAUCAGUUGUUACUUUGACGGCUCGGCAACUGAAUUUGUCGCAUAACGCGACCUGUCAACUUUAUUCGCGAUUUAAUGAGCCCCGGCUAAUCUUUCGACGUGUGGAUCGAGCCAAAAUCUUUAAAAACACGCCCAUUCAACCCGUAUUUGAAAGAGGUGAUUUAGACCGAGGUCCCAAUCAGAUCGUUCAAAACAGCGAUGCCUUGAGAUUGUUACUUAUCAGAAAGUAUGGCGGGUGGUAUGCGGACCUUGAUGUGGUUUUCAUGCAAGACCCCAGCUCAUGGCAGAAUAUUAUCACUGGAGAUCACCACAGAGUGGUUGGAGAUGGGAGUGUCAUUGGCGAAAAUCUAAAUAACGCCGUUUUCCACUUUGACAAAGGCCAUCCAUAUCUAGAGCUCUGCCUAGAGCAAUUUGCCAUCAAUUUUGACCCUAUGGUUCGGCUGAGUGGGGGACCAUAUACGAUGUCAAAAGCCUUGAAAAAGAUUUGUGGAAUGGAAGAGAACUCCAUCAUUAACUUGAAUACCUUCACGCGAGAUCGAUGCAGGGGAGUGGGUGUGGUCAAACAACAUCUUCUGUAUCCUUUGGGUUGGUUUGAAAUAGAUGUUUUCACUUCGGAGCGUAAAAGUCGAUCUCAAUGGGCAGCAAAAUACAAUUCUAGCAUCACAAUUCACCUCUUCAAUUCCAUUGCCGGGAGUGACAAAGUCGUGCUCAAACCCAAAUUCUACGGCAAUGAUGUACCCGCUUAUCUUUAUUUAGCAGAGCGAUUUUGCCCUUUGUGCUAUAAUUCAGUGAAGCGUUUUUAGGACAAGUGAAUAGUCAUAUGUAACAUAAAAUCACAUACUUGCCUUAUUAUUAAAGAAGUGUAAUAAAUUGUUAACUUAUCCAGUUUUGACUGCUACCCUUGAGAAGUGGAGAGAAAAUGACUAAUUCAAUUUGUCGGCAUGCUGAAGCGAACAAUAUUCUGAUACUAAGCCAUGAUUUGAGUGCAGUGACAGAGCAGCACCAAAACCGGUCAUUUUUUAAGCCUUGUCUAAAUUCUCCCGCCACAAAAUGCCCAAAAUCAGGUUGACAGCUGAUGUUUUUCCUUGAAUUCACUAUACUUCACAUGCCUGAUUAGAUUUGCUUACUGGGAAGCUUGAAAGCUUGAAUUUUAUUGACUAUCAACGUUUUGCAUGAAAACAUUGUAACUUUAUAGUUUAUAUACUGAUGCAAAAUUGAAUUAUAUUUUUUCCUUAGAUCACGUAGAUCAAAGGGACCAAUUUAACCAGGUUGGACUUUUCGGGAAUGUUGGUCUUUAGGAUUCUGAAGUAUC
Tigriopus californicus is the source of this 4036-nucleotide messenger RNA. RefSeq names its product lactosylceramide 4-alpha-galactosyltransferase-like. Gene Ontology annotation, biological process: glycosphingolipid biosynthetic process. Lineage: Eukaryota; Metazoa; Arthropoda; Copepoda; Harpacticoida; Harpacticidae. The transcript has 5 exons. The record is from RefSeq and is a predicted model, not a curated record. Gene Ontology annotation, molecular function: hexosyltransferase activity. The coding region runs from base 2451 to 3527 and encodes 358 amino acids.